This is a messenger RNA of Hevea brasiliensis (rubber tree), 983 nucleotides long. RefSeq names its product CASP-like protein 5A1. Lineage: Eukaryota; Viridiplantae; Streptophyta; Magnoliopsida; Malpighiales; Euphorbiaceae. Bases 212 to 751 code for a protein of 179 amino acids. The transcript has 3 exons. The record is from RefSeq and is a predicted model, not a curated record. Gene Ontology annotation, cellular component: membrane.
AGACAAAGUCAGUCCACUAUAUUCAUUUACUCACUGAAAAGAAAUCGUCUCGUCUAUCCAUUUGAUUGAUCGUCAUUUCUUCAAAAACUCAUAACCAAAAUUCAAUCCAAUUCGCUUUCUCUUCUCAAGAAACCCAAUUCGACAGUCACUUCUUGUUGUGUUUUUUCUUGUUGUUGUGUUUCUAUGAUCGAUGUAUAAAUACUGGUAACAAAUGAUGAAUGGGAGCAGGCCAACGGUGCAUCCUGUGGAGGCUCCGCCGUUGACCGAUGGACCUCUGAAUGGGCCCAGGAUGAGGAUGAAGAACGUCCAAGGCAUGCCUGGAACACACGGUGGCCUCACUCUUCGUCUGCUUCAGUUUGUGUUUGGUCUCGUCUCUCUCUGCGUCAUGGCCACCACCAGCCACUUCCGCACCUUCACAGCGUUUUGCUACCUAGUCAUUGCUGUUAGCCUCCAAAUAUCAUGGAGUUUGUCCUUGGCAAUUGUGGAUGCUUAUGCCCUUUUGGUGAGAAGAAGUCUCAGAAAACGUGCAAUUGUCCGUCUUUUUGCCAUUGGUGAUGGGAUUACAUCCACCCUUAUAUUUGCAGCUGCCAGUGCAUCUGCUGGCAUCACAGUCCUAGUUGGCAAUGAUCUUAAUAGGUGUUCUGUGAACCCCUGCGCUAGGUUUGAAACUGCCACAGCCAUGGCUUUUAUCAGCUGGUUUGCCAUGACACCAUCCUUUCUCAUGAAUUUCUGGGCAUUGGCUUCCCAGUAAGAAUUGGUUAGAUAGAAUCUUCAGUCACGUAGGACUAUACUAUAUUGCACUCUUUUUCUGAAUGGUGUGCGAUGGAGAUGUGAUUGCAACUACUGGGUAGAUGGAUAAAUUUUGUUACAGUUAGGUUAGGGGAGUUUUAAUUUUGAGAUCAUCAAUUGCAGUAUGAUGCUUUAAUUUCAAGAAAUAUGUAGAAUUUGGUCGGUUAGAAAUUAACAUGACUUUUUUUGGUCCA